This is a messenger RNA of Penicillium soppii, 5031 nucleotides long. RefSeq lists its product as uncharacterized. NCBI's taxonomy places the organism in Eukaryota, Fungi, Ascomycota, Eurotiomycetes, Eurotiales, Aspergillaceae. The transcript is spliced from 2 exons. Gene Ontology annotation, molecular function: nucleic acid binding; zinc ion binding; catalytic activity. The record is from RefSeq and is a predicted model, not a curated record. The coding region runs from base 1 to 5031 and encodes 1676 amino acids.
AUGCGAACCCCUGAACCGCCCGACCGCGAUGAACGCGAGGAUUCGCCACCGCGACUGUCGAGACCGAAGCGCACCACCAAACCACCGAAAAACUAUGCUCGAGAGCAAGAGAUCGACAACGAGCAGAGGAAGACGCGACCGCUACCAAAGAAGAGAAUCGAACCCGAAGACCAGCCUGACGUGGGAACUUCGGACGACUCCGCGACCGAGGGCGACGACCUCGAUGUCAGCAAUCUGGUGCAAGAGAUCGCCAAACUCAGGAGGGAGAUCAGACUCCGCGAUGAGAUACAUAAGGAAGAAUUACUAAAAGCCCAAGCAGAGUUUGGUGCGGCUCUCGCCGAGGUCCGACACGAGCUACAGAACCUGACUGAUAGACCCUUGACACCGCAAUGCCACUCUAAGGCAUGCUCUCAGAACAACCAUGAUGCGAUUCUCCGCGAGAUUCAAUCCUUGCGCGAAGAAAUCAGCGUCCCCGCUCCCACGAGUUCCCCAUCCUAUGCAGAUGUCGCGCGCACUCCUCCAACCAGCUACCCAAGCAACAUACGGACACUGUUAACGCUAGGCACGACACCGACCACCUUUACCGAAACUUUGUACUGUACGAUAGACACCUCGAAGAUGACCGAAAAUGAAAAUGAGAAGAUAUCCGCGGGCUCAAUCAGGGCCGCAAUCGAGAAAGAGAUCCGAACGAUGGAUGAUCACACCCACUGGCGCUGCCGCGCGGUCACCGUGAGUCCAAGAGACCCCAAUCGGAUCAGGAUUGCGUGUCGUGAUGAAGCCGAGCACCAGCUGGUCAAGAAAGUGGCGGAAGAAAAGAUCGGAACAGGAUCCCGGGUGCUCCGGGACGAGCUCUACCCGAUCAAGGUCGACGGCGUUAAGAGGGCUGCGGUGCUGGAUGACAACCAUGCCAUUCUGGCUGGAGCAACCGUAGCACUGAGUGAAGAAAACGAAAGUACAGUCGCCAAGAUGACGUGGCUUAGCAGCAAGGAAGCCGCGAAGCCAUAUGGCUCGAUGGUCGUGUACCUCACUAAAGGCUCCGACGCGCGGAGGCUCCUGGCCGACGGAUACUUCCACGUUGGAGGGGAAUCCGGGACAACCAGCGUCUUUGAAUAUCGGCCACGACCGAUGCAAUGUUAUAACUGCCAGGAGAUUGGUCACAAGGCAUUCCAAUGCCGCAAGACCCAGAAGUUCCAAAGUGUGUUCCAUGCGGUGGGCCACAUGAGUCGUUUAGCAAGAAUUGCCGGAAGCUCUACCCACCACGUCAUGAAUAAGACACUUCGAAUAAUCCAAUUGAAUGUGAGGAAGCAGGGUGCCGUGCAUGAAAGCUUAAUGAAUGACGAACAAACCAAGGACGCAGUGGCGUUAGCGAUUCAGGAACCCCAGGCGAGGAGGAUUCAGGGACGACUCUUGACCACCCCAAUGGGACAUCACAAAUGGACGAAGAUGGUACCCUCCACCUGGAGGGAAGGCAGACGGGCGAUCCGGAGCAUGCUUUGGGUCAACAAAGAUGUAGAAGCGGAGCAAGUGGCCAUUGAGUCCCCGGAUCUGACGGCAGCGGUCAUCCGACUACCCGAACGGCUGAUCUUUAUAGCAUCGGUCUACGUCGAAGGGGGAGACGCCACGGUGCUAGACGACGCAUGCGAUCACGUCAGAAAGGCAAUCUCAAAGGUGCGGCGAGACACGGGCGCCGUGGUGGACAUCAUGAUUAUGGGAGACUUCAACCGCCAUGACCAACUCUGGGGCGGAGACGAGGUGUCCUUGGGAAGACAAGGCGAAGCGGAUCCAAUCAUUGGCCUCAUGAGUGAAUUUGCUCUUAGUAGCUUGCUCAAACGAGGCACGAAAACAUGGCAUGGCGAAGGACAGUAUGGGGACUGCGAGUCCACAAUUGACCUCGUCCUGGCCUCCGACAAUUUGGCAGACCUGAUGACCAAAUGUGUAAUACACGGGACUGAGCACGGCUCGGAUCACCGGACGAUUGAGACGGUGUUCGAUGCACCGUGGUCAGCCCCGAAGCAUCAGGAACGACUUCUUCUGAAGAACGCGCCAUGGAAAGAGAUUAAUGCUAGAAUCGCGAGCACCCUGGCCACCACUCCGUUGGAAGGCACAGUGCAGCAGAAAACCGACCGACUGAUGUCCGCAGUCUCGGAUGCAGUGCAUACUUUAACUCCAAGAGCGAAACCAUCGCCACACGCGAAGCGGUGGUGGACAACCGACCUGACACAACUCCGUUACAUAUACACACACUGGCGCAAUCGCGCUCGCUCGGAGCGACGGGCGGGGCGAAAAAUACCUCAGCUCGAAAAGAUGGCCCAGGAUGCGGCAAAACAAUACCAUGACGCCAUCCGCAGGCAAAAGAAGAAGCACUGGAAUGAGUUUCUCGCAGACAACGACAAUAUCUGGAAAGCCGCUAAGUACCUGGAAUCGGGAGAAGACGCGGCAUUCGGGAAGCUACCACAACUCGUCAGAGCAGAUGGGACUACCACCGCUGACCAUAAGGAGCAAGCAGAAGAGCUGUUGUCCAAAUUCUUUCCCCCUCUACCGGACGUGAUUGAAGACGAAGGGACGAGACCACAGAGAGAGCCAGUGAGGAUGCCUACGGUUGGCAUGGAAGAGAUCGAAAGACAGCUUUUUGCUGCUAAAUCAUGGAAGGCACCGGGUGAAGACGGUCUACCGGCGAUAGUCUGGAAGAUGACAUGGCCGACUGUCAAGCACAGGGUUCUCGAUUUAUUCCAGGCGUCACUGGGAGAAGGCGCGUUACCGACGCAAUGGAGACACGCGAAGAUCAUACCGCUCAAGAAGCCGAAUAAAGAAAAUUACACCAUUGCAAAGGCAUGGAGGCCAAUCUCGCUCCUCGCGACGCUGGGUAAGAUACUGGAAUCGGUGGUUGCGGAAAGGAUCUCGCACGCUGUGGAGACACACGGCUUGCUCCCGACCAGCCACUUCGGCGCCCGAAAGCAGCGAUCCGCGGAGCAGGCGCUUGUGCUAUUGCAAGAGCAGAUCUACACCGCGUGGCGUGGCCGACGGGUGUUGAGUCUGAUCAGUUUCGAUGUGAAAGGUGCCUACAACGGAGUGUGCAAAGAACGACUGCUCCAGAGGAUGAAAGCGCGAGGCAUACCAGAUGACUUGCUCCGGUGGGUCGAGGCAUUCUGCUCAGAGCGAACGGCCACCAUCCAGAUCAACGGGCAGCUUUCUGAGGCCCGAAGAUUGCCCCAAGCUGGCCUGCCUCAGGGCUCACCCCUAUCUCCGAUCCUAUUCCUUUUCUUCAACGCAGACCUCGUGCAAAGACAGAUCGACAGCCAAGGAGGAGCGGUCGCUUUUGUGGAUGAUUUUACCGCAUGGGUGACCGGGCCAACCGCGCAGAGUAACCGGCAAGGAAUCGAGGCAAUUAUCAAUGAGGCGCUCGAUUGGGAAAGGAGAAGUGGAGCAACUUUUGAGGCGGAAAAGACAGCUAUCAUACACUUUGCUCCCAAGAUGCGUAAAUCGGACCAUGAGUCGUUUAUUAUCAAGGGACAGACGGUUGUACCCAAAAGCCACGUCAAGAUCCUGGGUGUCUUGAUGGACACGAGACUGAAAUACAAGGAACAUAUGGCGAGGGCCGCGUCUAAGGGCCUGGAGGCAGCGAUGGAGCUUCGGCGACUUCGCGGCCUUUCCCCAGCAACGGCGCGGCAGUUAUUUACAUCAACGGUGGCGCCAGUUGUGGACUACGCCUCCAAUGUCUGGAUGCACGCGUGUAAGGACAAAGCCAUGGGGCCGAUCAAUCGAGUCCAAAGAGUUGGAGCACAAGCCAUUGUGGGGACAUUCCUCACGGUCGCGACCAGCGUAGCGGAGGCGGAGGCCCACAUUGCCACCGCGCGGAACCGAUUCUGGAGACGGGCCGUGAAGAUGUGGACGGACAUGCAUACCCUUCCUAAAACAAACCCGCUCCGCAGAGGUACAGACCGGAUCAGAAAGUUCAGACGAUAUCAUCGCUCGCCGCUGUACCAAGUGGCAGAUGCGCUUAGGCACGUUGACAUGGAGAGACUGGAAACAAUUGACCCGUUCACGUUGGCCCCUUGGGACGAACGCAUACAGGCCAAUAUUGACGGACAAUAUGAACCUCAGACUGAAGCGGGCGGGUUGAUGCAGAUCGCGGUCAGCAGCUCGGCACGGAACGAGCUAGUGGGAUUUGGAGUCGCGAUCGAGAAACAGCCACCUCGAAAUCGAAAGUUGAAGCUCAAAACGUUUUCUAUCACAUUGGGCGCGAGGGCAGAGCAGAACCCGUUCUCUGCGGAGCUGGCAGCCAUGGCACAUGUGUUGAAAAUGAUAGUGGGAAUCAAGGACUACAGGAUUACGUUGCUCACAAGCAACAAAGCGGCGGUGCUCACGCUAAGGAACCCCCGACGACCGUCUGGCCAGGAGUUUGUUUGUCAGAUGUACAAGCUGAUGAGAAGGUCGCGGAGGAAUGGAAAUCGCAUCAUAUUCCACUGGAUCCCUACUACCGAGGACAACAAGCUGUUAGGUCUGGCUAAAGAACAGGCCAGAACUGCAACACAAGAAGAUGCUCUCCCACAAGAACACGUCUCGAGGAUGAAGUCCACAACAUUGAACAUCGCACGGUCCCAAGCAGUCCCCAGCAGUGAGCUACCAGUGAACAUAGGAAGACACGCAAAACGAGUAGAUGCCGCACUGCCAGGCAAACACACCCGGCAGCUGUAUGAUCGCCUAACGUGGAAAGAAGCGAGCGUACUGGCCCAACUCCGAACCGGCAUGGCUAGGCUCAAUGGGUAUCUCAAUCAGAUCAAUGUAGCAGAGACGGAUCAAUGCGAUUGCGGACAAGCAAGAGAGACCGUGGAGCACUUCCUCUUCCGAUGUCGGAAGUGGACUGUACACCGGACGGAACUGUUACAAUGCACGCAGACUCACCGAGGAAACAUAUCCUUCUUCCUGGGCGGAAGACAGCCUUCUGAUGAUCAACAGUGGACGCCAAACCUAGAGGCAGUACAGGCCUCCAUACGUUUCGCCAUUGCGACGGGCCGACUCGAGGCCACUUGA